Verticillium alfalfae VaMs.102 is the source of this 759-nucleotide messenger RNA. Its product is annotated as NADH-ubiquinone oxidoreductase 24 kDa subunit. NCBI's taxonomy places the organism in Eukaryota, Fungi, Ascomycota, Sordariomycetes, Glomerellales, Plectosphaerellaceae. The transcript is spliced from 3 exons. The record is from RefSeq and is a predicted model, not a curated record. Gene Ontology annotation, molecular function: NADH dehydrogenase activity. Bases 1 to 759 code for a protein of 252 amino acids.
AUGGCGUCGAAACUCACACCCUUCCUCUUCAGAACGGCUGCUCGGUCAACAUGCCGCAUCGCGAGGCCACAGAUUCGCGCCAUCAGCACGUCGACGGUCCGCCCGAGCAGCACCCUCCAAGUGCACCGCAACACGGCCGACAACAAUGUCGAGAUUCCCUUCAAGUUCACCCCGCAGAAUGAGGCCGUCAUCGCCGAGCUCCUCAAGCGCUACCCUCCCCAGUACAAGAAGGCCGCCGUCAUGCCCGUCCUCGACCUUGGGCAACGUCAGCACGGAUUCACCUCAAUCAGCGUCAUGAACGAGGUGGCCCGCAUCCUCGAGAUGCCUCCGAUGCGCGUCUACGAAGUCGCCUCCUUCUACACCAUGUACAACCGCACGCCUGUCGGCAAGUUCUUCAUCCAGGCCUGCACAACGACCCCCUGCCAGCUCGGCGGCUGCGGCUCCGACGCCAUCGUCAAGACGAUCGAGGAGCACCUCGGCAUCAAGCAGGGCGAGACGACGGCCGACGGCCUCUUCUCCUACCUCGAGGUCGAGUGCCUCGGCGCCUGCGUUAACGCGCCCAUGGUCCAGAUCAACGACGACUACUACGAGGACCUGACCCCCGAGACAACCCGGCAGCUCAUCGAUGCCCUCCGCGCCAGCGUCUCCAUUGUCAACGGCGAGGCUACCGUCGACCACGCCAAGGUCCCCAAGCCCGGCCCCAUCAACUCGGGCCGCCAGACGUGCGAGAACAGCGCCGGCCCCCACGAACCUGACUAG